Messenger RNA from Cyprinodon tularosa, 8665 nucleotides. Its product is annotated as RIMS-binding protein 2. Bases 291 to 6056 code for a protein of 1921 amino acids. Gene Ontology annotation, biological process: neuromuscular synaptic transmission. The transcript is spliced from 31 exons. Lineage: Eukaryota; Metazoa; Chordata; Actinopteri; Cyprinodontiformes; Cyprinodontidae. Gene Ontology annotation, molecular function: protein binding. The record is from RefSeq and is a predicted model, not a curated record.
GCUAUGGACCUUUAAAAACUAAUAUUGCUAAUCAGUGAGGCAGUGCAUGACCUCGUUUACUGUCGACACAACAGUUAAUAGAAGAUGUCCAGACGGUGAAAAGUUUACUAUAACAGUAGUGUCCGCCGAGAGUCUCACCUUUCCAACGCUCCUGUGUUUAAAAAAUGCAUGUCUGCUAACCAUCCAGCCAUCACUCACCUGCUCCUCUUUCUACUGUUAAUGCAUGCCCUCCUGUAUAGAAAAUAAAACUACUCACCCCUGCUUGCAUGCUGUGCUGUGAAUGAGGCAGCAUGAGGGAGAACAGGGAUAACCCUCUGGCACUGUUGUCUAAGAGGUCAUGCCAGAACCAGGCGGACUACCGGCGAGAGCUAGAGAGCCUGCAAGCAGACUUGGAGGCAGAAAAGAUCCGAACGCUGUGGGCCUGCGGGCAGCUUGGCGUAGAGCUUCGGCGCCUACGAGAAGAAGCGGAGCAGGAACACGAGAGGGCCGUGAGGGAGCUGGCGGCCAGGCAAACCCGAGGUAGAAAUCUCUUGGCUGAAGAGAGGACGAUUAAAAACACAGAGCAACACAGCAAGGUGAAGUCUGCAGGGGAAACGGGCUUUGAUCUCAGCAGUGGACAUUCAAAGCUGGAGAAAUUUCUCCUCAUACUUUAUGAGAAGAUAAAUGGGAAGCAGGCAAGUUAUCAUUUUCAUCAUAGGCAAGGAUCUGAGCUAGAAAAGGCUGUCUUCCUCUGCCGCCUUCUAGAGGCUCAUGGGAGGCUGUUGCAGUGCACUCAAAGUUCAAGACCUCAAAGCAACGUCGCAAGGAGCUUCUCAAAGAAGCCAAGACGACCCCAGACCUGCUCCAACAGCCAGAGAGUUUUACCUCCAUACUACAGAAAGUCCAAACCUGACCAGAGGAAGCAGCCUUCAAGCAUCAGCUUCCACACUGCUGGGCCAUGCACCUGUAGGCCAGUCACAGGUGGCGGUCAGUUAAGAUCGCUGAAAAUCUGUCAACCCCACAACUCCACCCAUGCACUUCAGGAACACCGCCCAUCGCUCUGUGCUGAGUCUUCUUCAUCAGACGAGUCCUCAUCCACCACAGGCACCAAAAGAAACAUGGAGAAUGGGAUGGAUUAUGAAUUGCUGGUGCGUCAGAACUCAGAGCUCCUGCGAGCCCUCGACGAGCUGGAGAAGACUUGCAACACUCUAAAGGAGGAGAAUGGCCUGCUGAGAAAGAGCAGCGCCCCAGAGACUGAGGAGAAGGUCAGGCGGUUGAGGAGAAAGAACACCGAGCUGACUGUUCUUGCAAAGAGACUGGAAGAAAGAGCGAGGAAACUACAGGAGGCCAACCUCAAAGUGGUGAAUCCUCCUUCGCUUAUUAGACCUGGUGCCGUGGAGCAGUACAAAAGAGCUUUUGCCCGCCAACGAGCUCGUGACCUGGCCCAGCAUGCUGAUGCACUGCUAUGUAAGGACAAAGAGAUUGCUUCUCUGCAGCAGGAGUGCCGGCAGCUCGAGGCACGGCUGGGACCCGCCAAGGAUUCCCCUGUUCGGUCGCCUCAGUUGGAGUACGAGAAGCUCCUCAGAGAGUCUCAGAAGGAGGUGUUGCGGCUCCAGAGGCAGCUGUCCGUCACUUCCACCCAGCAGCGGGGCGACUUCAGGCACGACGGUGACGGCACCGAAAAGAGUGAGGAAAACGCCAAAGAGUCAGGCCAGGGGAAGGAGCGGGAGCUUUGCAGGAAGAGAAAAGAAUGUGAAAACCUUGAGCAUGAAGUAAAGAAGCGACAGAAGAGAUGUCUGGAUUUAGAGAGCCAGCUUGAGGAUGAGCGAGGCAAACAUGAGCAACUAAAGGAGGAGGCAGAACUCCUCAGGAGGAAGGCGCAGCUGCUCGACCAGGAUCGGGCUGAGAAUGAGGAGCUGAGGGAAGAUCUCUCUGAAGUGACCGCUCAACACAAUUCAGUUCUCGAAGAGAACCAGAAACUCCGUGCCAAACUGGAGAACCUAGAGCAGGUCCUAAAGCAUAUGCGAGAGGUCGCCGAGCGAAGGCAGCAGCUGGAGUUGGAGCAUGAGCAGGCACUGGCUAUCCUUAAGUUCAAGCAGGAUGAGAUCAAAAGGUUGCAGCGGGCUCAGUUAUUUGCCAAGAGGGAACAUGAAGGAGUGGUUCAGAUGCUGGAGGCAUUGACUGAGCUCGUGCUGCGGAGGGAGCUGUCAAAGGUACGAGAGCUGGAGGAGAAAUGUCGCAGUCAGAGUGAGCAGUUUGGCCUGCUGUCCCAGGAGCUGGAGAAGUUCCGACUGCAGGCCUCCAAAGUGGACCUGGCCAGUUCUACGCUCCUCAACAACCCGGGCCUCUCAGUUCUGACCAACGGAGUGGGCCUGACUACUGAACGAGACGGCUCUGGUGUCACACUGGACAUGGUGUCUCUGGGGGAAAUAGCCUUCUGGAGUCUCGAGGGAGGUGACCCUCUCUCCUGCCCGGAGGGUGACGACCCCCUCGAUGUGGCUGCUGCUUUACGCCGGGGGUCCACGCCGCACGCUGCUGGACUCUCUAGGGUGGAGCGCUCACCUGUCACCAAGCACCGAGAGCUGCCCAGCAUCAGCGUCAGCAAGUCAGGCUCUUCUUCCAAGUCGGAAGCCGCGCACCUCACCCCCAAAUCUGACACCCACCUCAGCCCGCACAAAUCAAGCCCAACACACGAGGUGGACACUGCCAGUGAAGUGGAGGACCUGGACGUCGAUGUGGCCCCGGCACCGUACACGGCCAGCCGGGGAGCGGCGAAGCUUCAGGUGUUUAUUGCCAGAUACAGUUAUAAUCCAUAUGAUGGUCCAAACGACAACCCUGAGGUCGAGCUACCGCUGACUGCUGGGGAAUACAUCUAUGUUUACGGAGACAUGGAUGAUGACGGCUUCUAUGAAGGUGAGCUGAUCGAUGGGCGGAGAGGGCUGGUUCCCUCCAACUUUGUGGAGCGUGUGUCAGACGACGACGUAAUGAGCGCUCAGCACCCUGAGACUGGGGACGUGUCCCACAACUCCCUGCUAGACAGCAGCUUGCACAGUGCCAGCCACCAGCGUCACCUCCAGGUGGGCGUCAGCACCUUGGAGAGGACGGAGGCCCCGGCAGCCUCCGGCCCCGCCUCGACCCUCUCAGAUUCAGCGUCGGCCUUGUCUGUCCCCGCCCCCCUCACCAACGGCCUGGACUUGGAUUUGGAGGAGGUAGGAGUGGACGUUGUGCCUUACCCACGCAAACUUACCCUCAUCAAGCAGCUCGCCAAGAGCAUCAUCAUUGGCUGGGAUCCGCCAUUGGUGCCGGCCGGGUGGGGAAACGUGUGGAGCUACAAUGUGUACGUAGACCAGGAGCUGCGUCUGAAUGUGCCAUUCGGCGCCCAGACCAAAGCGGUGCUGGAGCGGCUGGACAUUAACCUCAAAGCCUACCGGGUGUCGGUCCAAAGCCUCACGGAGAAAGGCCUGUCGGACCAGCUCCGCUGCAGCAUGCUGGUCGGCCGGGACGUCAGCGUGGCGCCGACGCAGCUGCGCGUGGACAGAGUUACCGCCACAUCUGCCAGCCUGACCUGGCUGCCCAGCAACAGUAACUACGUGCACAUUGUGUCCUUGAACGACGAGGAGUGCGAGCUGGUGAAGGCCGGCUGCUACUCGCUGUGCCUCAACAACCUCCAGCCCAGCCUGCAGUACGCAGUCAAAGUGGAGGCGCGGCCGCACCGGACGCCCUGGGAGCUGCCUGUGGAGCGGCGGGAACACAGGAGCGCCACCAUUACUUUCAGCACACUAAUGGCAGGUCCCCCUGAUGCCCCGCUGGACGUACAGCUGGAGCCCGGCCCCUCUCCUGGGAUCGCGUUAAUCAGCUGGCUGCCGGUCACUAUAGAUGCUGCUGGCACCUCUAACGGAGUCCGUGUCACCGGAUACACUAUAUACGCGGACAGGAAGAAGGUCUUGGAGGUGGCUUCCCCUACAGCUGGAAGCGCUCUGCUGGGCCCCUCUCAGAUCCAGUCCCUCCAGGCAGCUCAGGAGCUCACUGUCCGCACCAUGUCUGCUCAUGGGGAAUCCUGCGACUCUUUUCCAGUAAACGUGCCCUCCAGGCUGGCUGCUGUCAUGGCAGGCCCUACUCCAACCGCCCCAGUUGUGCCACACCUCCCCUGCAGCUCUGUAGCUCGCAAUACCCUGCCCCCUCCAUCCUUCUAUGGAAACCCUGCUGCCAAAGUCUCUGUGCCGCCCAGCUCUCUGCCAUCAGGCCCACACAGGCCGGGUCCUGCAGCGGAGGCUGCUGCCAACCUGCCUCAGGCUCACCACGCCCAAGAUCACCUGGCAUCUGCCUCCUAUGUGAAGGCCUGGGCCGACCCCUACUCUGCUGCUGCCUUGACUGUCUGCGAGGCCACAUUACCAGUGGCCCCCCCCAGUCCUCCAGUGGUGAAUGUGGCCUGCCCCAUCAACACAGCUCCUCAGCCAUCUCCAGCACUGGCGACACCUCCUCCAGAUGCGGCACCAGCGCCGGUGUUGGAUCUACGCAGAGACACGGACAGCCCCGGAACAAUACGUCCUUUCCCAUCCAUCACAGAGUUCAUCGAGGACCCCUGUGCCAAGCUCGGGACCCCUGAGCGCGUCCCGAGUCCACCUAAAGCCCCGAUCGUCGACCUCCUGAACCCACAGAGCACCAACGUCCUGCGACCACCCAGCACCUCACCGCUGGAGUCGGAGGUGGAAGAGGAAAUGGAGAACACUCGCCUGGUGUCCAUUGAGGAGUUCCUGAGGCAAGACCAAGAACCAUCGUACUGCAGCAGGCAGCAGAGUUAUAGCAGAGGGCUGGUGGAGCCUCACAGUGACUACCAUGCCAACAACAGCCGCUCUGAUCUGUCAGAUAUCCUGGAGGAAGAGGAGGAGGACCUGUACUCUGGAGAAUCUCAGUCCAGGGGGUACACUGUAGGAGCCAACAGGGUGCCCAGCCAAAUCCCUCCAGCUGUGGCAGCAGGCCCGUCCAGGGCUGGCCAGGCAGAGCCGUCCUCUAAAGCGAUGAGCCCCCAUGCCAGGCAGUACAAAGGUGAAUCACCAAAGAUGAAAGGAGACAGUGGCGUGCGCCUCUUUGUGGCCCUUUUUCCAUACGACCCUGUCACCAUGUCUCCCAAUCCUGAUGCUGCGGAGGAGGAGCUGCCCUUUAAUGAAGGACAGAUCAUCAAAGUUUAUGGAGAUAAAGACGCGGAUGGGUUCUACCGGGGGGAGACGGGUGGCCGCCUGGGCUACGUUCCGUGUAACAUGGUGUCUGAGAUCCAGGUGGAGGAUGAGGAGACCCAGCAGCAGCUACUGCAGCAAGGCUUCCUUUCCACAGCUACCUCCAUGGAGAAGAUCGGCUCUCGCACAUACGCAGAGCUUCCACGCCGCCCUGUUCCACCGCCGAAACCGAGACGAUCCAAGAAAGUGGAGUCUGCAGCGCUCUGGGAGGAGAGCAUAGACUCCUCCAGUCGAGAUCCCAGCCAAAGUGCCGCCGCUGCAGGGAAGCAGGCCUCAGGGGCUCGAAGGAUGAUUGCCAUUUUUGACUAUGAUCCCAGAGAGAGCUCCCCCAACACUGAUAUAGAGGCGGAGCUGACUUUCAGCGCAGGAGACAUCAUUCACGUCCUUGGGGACAUGGACGAAGAUGGUUUCUUCUACGGAGAGCUGAACGGACACAGAGGCUUGGUUCCCUCCAACUUCCUACAAGCCUUCCCUGAUGAACCAGAACCAGCCAGUGUCCAGAACCCGGCCCCAGAACUCAGGAAAGAAUCCCAGAAUAGUUGCACAUCCUCUUCAGAACAAGACUUGGAUCCCACAGCAGCAGAAGAGGCUUCACGCCCCCCAGCUGACCCCUUUAGUCCAGACAUGACCCAACAAACAGGCCGUCUACCCCAGCUAGAAGCCACCGCUUGUCCAGCCCCUGUCCUGGACACUGCUCCAGAUCCAGCCGCAGGACAGGUCUGCUGCUCUCCUUCGGACAGCACGGCAUCCUCAGAGUCCACUGUUCAGCCCAAGAAGAAGAAGAGCUUUUUCUCCAAAGGCAAGAAACUGUUAAAAAAACUGGGAUCCAGCAAGAAAGAAUAAGACCCUGGACACUCACAUCACGUUUUAAGCACUUUUUCUGUCUGUACCGUUGGUCUCAUUUGGUAACUGAUACUGUUUGCAGUGAGCUGAUGCUUUAAACAUCAGGAACUAAACAUUUGCCUUAGACCAGCUGUAAACUUGGACUUAGACACGCAGCAUGCAUCACCGCAUGUGGAACCACGCAAACUCGCUGAUGUUACUCUAAAUUUCCUCUGCGUCGUCAGAGUUAAAAACAUGGCAAUAAUUAAAGGAAAUGCAAGAACUAUUUACUUAUUUAAUGCUGAGCAGUGUUGAUUAGGAGGCCGGACGUUACCCAGACUCACACGGCCGAGUCAACGUUAGCUUUAACGCUCAUAUGCGUGUGCCACCUUAUUUAUUCAUCUACAGCCAUCAGACAGAAACAGCACUUCUUUCUUUCUCCUUCUGUCUGGCUGUUAAAAAAUGCACUAUCCAUCCUGUAGGGAUGUCUUUAUGUUAUAUCGCCAGGUGUUUUUUCAUACUAAGUCAUAUUUAUAUGUGUAUGUAUGAAGUAGCAUCAGAUGUUAGCUGGUUAGCUUGGAACCGUUGGUCCUGAUCGGUGUUUUUAAACCUCGAACCACUGUGUUUUGGAGUCGAAGCGAGGCAAAUAAAAUCCACUAGCGGUCUGUGUGAGUUAAUUACAGGCACAGAUGUGAAAGUCUUUAAAUACAUUUAGAUUUUGUUGUAGCGACGCUUUCUUCACACUAAGAACGUGAAAAAAAUCUAACUUUUAGCUAAAAAGAGACAAAUGUUUGGUCCCUCAUAAAUCCUCCACAGUCACUUAUCUUAACACACUUUAAGGGUGUGGAAGGUUUAUUUUGCGCCAUUUUUCUGUCAUUUUCCCAAUAUAAUGACGGAUUUGGUCAUUGCUUUGAACCCAGUUAGCUCUAUAGCCGCCAGCAUUCCCCAUAUGGACCAGGAAGGGGUCGAUUUAGCUCAUAAUAGGCUAACAGCUAACUCAUCCUACAGACACAUGAACAAACUUCUUGUUAAUUUUAAGCAGACUGAGCCCUCCUCACCCCUCUUUACUAACACAAACCCGAGCUUUUCUCAUGCCUCCCACCUUUAAUCUGCUCACAGAUGCUCGCCCACUCAUCAGCUUAGAAACUACAGGCCCGUUCAUUGAUUUGAUUCAGGUUGGUUCUUCCGGAAACCAAAGGAAAGAACCUGAUUAGAGCGACAGAGAGCAGUUUGCCGGGCGCUGUGGCUUGACUCUGGUUUGAUGGUUUGAAUGUAGCAUUUCACAGGAGCAUCACUUCCUGCGUUCGAGCAGAGCGUCUGCACUGAAUGAUACUCUCCCCUAUGUCUUCUCUUUCACCUCCAUAUUAGGAGUAAAGUGAACUCUGUGUUACAACAUAAAUGUUCACUAUUAGCAUAUGCAGCGUAGUUAGGAUUUCUGUCAACUCAUUUUCACCAGAACCAUAGUGAAGUGUUUAGAAAUGCUGCCUAGCUUUGACUUUAGUUCUACAUAACGCUCUGUUAGAGGAUUAGGACCAAGCUUUGUUGUUUAUAACGUUGCUUAUUGAUUAAAGCGGAGCUGCAGUAGGCGUUCGGUUUGGUUGCAGACGUGUGGAGCGGGCCCUCUUUCACCAGUUUCCCUGUCUCCGUCUGUGCUGCCCUCAGGCAGCUCCUCAGGUUUUCAUCUGUAGUGUUUUUAGGCACAUGUUAGAUCUAGUCAUCACCAAGCUGCAGAAUAUGCCAAAAUGUUAGGUGCUUUGCUUUUUACCACAGUUAUGAGAGACCUAAUAUUCCCAGCAGCGAUGGGAAGUGGGAGGGAUUUCACCGGGAUGGGUUAGGGUUCCUUAAUUAUUUUUUUUUUGCAAUAUUUCAGUUAAUUUAUAAAGGGAGCACGAAAAUGCCAAGAAUGAAACAAGGGGACGGUUUGUCAAAGACACUUUAGAUGAGGAGUCGGCGGGAUAGAUGCAAGCCAGAGGCAGUACUGUAAGCUUUCUUUUCUUGUGUUUCUUUUUUUCUCUACUUUGUGUUUUAACAAAGGGUGGAUGCUCCAAAGUUGGCGAAAUGUUCAGCAGAUGGUUGUAAUGUAUUCGACGGCCUUUAAUGUACCAGUCUAGACCUCUUAUCUGCUGCGUAGCAACACGAGGGGCUCCUCCGCUCAGUGGCUCGGACUUAGACCCAUGUAGAUAGUUUUAGCUCAGAUGAUCAUAUCUAGCCUUACAAGAAGACCUUGUUUAGUCUUAAUAUGUUGUUUACAGGACGUUUGCAUGCAUGUUCUACCCAUGUUCGCCUUAUUUACGUUGCUGUCACAUCUCAGCUGGCUAGGCAGGAUCGAAGCUGCAGCGGGAGAGAAGCUGUGUGUAUAUACGGUUAUAUUUUCACAGAAAAUCUUUCUGUCUUUCCUCAUCUACAUUCAUUGUUAAAAAAAAAUACUGAUGAACCUUUUUAUAUAUGAUUAUUCUUUUAUUGCCCUUUCUGAAAGCUCAUCUGUAUAUAUUUUGACAAUAUUUUAUUUUGCUGUUUUUUUGCAUGUCCGAGCCGCGUUGUUGUUGGAGGACUGUAGUUCAGACAGAUAUUCUUGACUUGAAAAUGUGGUGAAUUCUUUCAAUAUUUUUUUUUUUUUUACUGAAAUAAAA